This is a messenger RNA of Scophthalmus maximus (turbot), 3654 nucleotides long. It is a transcript of the gene scube3, whose product is annotated as signal peptide, CUB domain, EGF-like 3. NCBI's taxonomy places the organism in Eukaryota, Metazoa, Chordata, Actinopteri, Pleuronectiformes, Scophthalmidae. Gene Ontology annotation, cellular component: cell surface. Gene Ontology annotation, molecular function: calcium ion binding. Gene Ontology annotation, biological process: signal transduction. The transcript is spliced from 23 exons. The record is from RefSeq and is a predicted model, not a curated record. The coding region runs from base 271 to 3318 and encodes 1015 amino acids.
CUCUCUCUACCCCCUUUUCUUUCUUAAACUGACAUCGGUCGGACUCGGAACAUGACAACAGAGACUCCUCGCUCCGCUCCGCGCCGCGCCGACGCGCUCGUCCUCCUCCACGACCCGGAUCACUCGGAACUCAGAUAAUCACGCGUGAAGAGGGAAUAACCAGACACACACACACACACACACACACACACUCCCUCUAUCUCUCACACACUCUCAGUCAGUCGCACGUCGCUUCUGGUGCCGUCGGCUCCAACCACCGUCGGAGUGAACAUGUACGCGCACGCGUUGAUCCGCGCGAGUCUUGGAUUUGUGGCGCUGUGCCUGGUCGCCUUCGUCCAACAGUCCGCUUCAGGAAGUAAGAGCCCUCAAGAUGUGGACGAGUGUGCCGAGGCGCUGGACAACUGCAGCAUCGACGCCAUCUGCCAGAACACCCUCAAGUCGUACAAAUGCAUCUGCAAGUCGGGCUACAAAGGCGACGGCAAACAUUGUGAAGAUGUGGACGAGUGUGCGACCGAGUACAACGGCGGCUGCGUCCACGAGUGCAUCAACAUCCCGGGGAACUACAGGUGCACGUGCUACGACGGCUUCCGCCUGGCACACGACGGACACAACUGUCUCGAUGUGGACGAGUGCUCGGAGGGCAACGGAGGAUGCCAACAGAUCUGCGUCAACAUGAUGGGCAGCUACGAGUGUCGCUGCCGAGAAGGAUUCCUCCUCAGCGACAACCAGCACACCUGCAUCCAAAGGCCUAAAGUGCAAGCGGACGGCGCGAAGGAGGGACCCACCUGCAUGGACAAGAACCACGGCUGUGCACACAUCUGCAGGGAAACUCAGAAGGGCGGCAUCUCCUGUGAGUGUCGGCCCGGGUUCCAUCUCACCCGCAACAUGAAGGACUGCAAAUUGACCUGUAACUAUGGCAACGGAGGCUGCCAGCACAUCUGCGAGGAGACGGACCACGGCCCCAAGUGUUCGUGCCACAUGAAGUUCGUCCUGCACAGUGACGGAAAGACUUGUGUAGGGGAGAGGAGUGUCCAGUCCCAGGCAGCACCACAGCUGUUCCCCAAUGAGACCUGCGCGGUGAACAACGGCGGCUGCGACAGCACGUGUCACGACUCGGUGACGGGCGUCCGCUGCAGCUGUCCCGUCGGCUUCACGCUGCAGCCGGACCGCAAGACCUGCAAAGACAUCGACGAGUGCCGUCUGAACAACGGCGGCUGCGACCACGUGUGUCGGAACACGGUGGGCAGCUUCGAGUGCAGCUGCAAGAAGGGCUACAAGCUUUUGACCAAUGAGAGGACUUGUCAAGACAUCGACGAGUGCUCGUUCGACCGCGCCUGCGACCACUUCUGCGUCAACUCCGCCGGCAGUUUCCAGUGUCUGUGUCACAAAGGCUACGUCCUCUACGGCCUGGCGCACUGCGGAGAUAUCGAUGAAUGCAGUAUAAACCGAGGAGGGUGUAAAUACGGCUGCGUCAACACGCUGGGGAGCUACGAGUGUACCUGUCCUCCAGGUCACAAGCUGCACUGGAACAGGAAAGACUGUGUCGAGAUCGUGAAAUGUCCCGCUGGGCUGGUGGCGCCCAAAGCCACGCUGACCUGCAGCAAGACGGGCAAGAAGGAGAGCUGCUCCCUCACCUGCGCCUCCAGGGCUCACUAUCUGGCAGAGUCUGACAACAGCUACUCGGUCAGUUGUGGAAUCCCCAUCCUCCGAGGGAAGUCGCCCACCAGGCUGAACUCCAGCAGCAGUCAGAGCUGCAUAGAGACUCUGGCGCCUCCGGUGAAGCAGACGGCCUCGUUCAAGAUCAAGAACGCCAAGUGUCACCUGCACCCGAAGCUGACGGGCAGGACGGAGGACAGGGGCCGGACGCUGGGACCAGGAGGGGGGCAGCCGUGCAGCAACUGCCUGGUGACGUUCGUCAACCUAAAGUGCGACUCGUCCAAGAAAACCAAGGGCCGCCGCGCUCGCAACCCCUCGAACAAGGAGGUGACGCGCAUCACGCUGGAGCUGGAGGCCGAGGUGAAGCCCGGGGACACCACAGGCAGUUGCAACCUCAGCUGCCUGAGGCAGCGCAUGGAGAAGCAGGUGAAGACGUACAUCAAGGCCCUGAAGAAGUCCAUCAACCAGGAGCGCUUCCUCAUCCGAGUCGCCGGGCUGGAGUACGAGGUGGCACAGAAACUUCCCCAGGCCGCUCCCGUCCAGGAGAACUGCGGGCCGGGCUGGGAGCGGGACAGUGGCCGAUGUGUCAGAUGUUUGCCGGGCUCGUAUUACCACGGUGAGCAGGAGCGCUGUGUCCAGUGUCCGCCGGGAACGUUCCAGGAGAAGGAGGGGCAGCUGGCCUGUGACCUCUGCCCCGGCAGCGACGGCCACGGGCCCGUGGGGGCGCGGAACAUCUCCUCCUGUGCAGGCCAGUGUCCGACCGGCUCCUUCUCCAGCGACGGGUUCAAGCCUUGUCAGCCGUGCCCUCAGGGAACCUACCAGCCAGACCUGGGUCGGACCCUGUGCUUCCCCUGCGGAGGGGGACUGAGCACCAAGCGGGAAGGUGCCAGCUCCUUCCACGACUGCGAGGUCAAAGUUCAGUGUUCCCCAGGUCACUACUACAACACGUCGGUGCACCGGUGCAUCCGCUGCCCGGUCGGCACCUAUCAGACGGAGUUCAGACAGAACUACUGCAUCUCCUGCCCGGGGAACACCACCACCGACUUCGACGGCGCCACGAGUGUGUCGCAGUGCAAGAACAGGCAAUGCGGCGGAGAGAUGGGCGAGUUCAUGGGCUACAUCGAGUCGCCCAACUAUCCGGGUAAUUACCCGGCCAACGUGGAGUGCAUCUGGAACAUCAACCCGCCCAGCAAGCGCAAGAUCCUCAUCGUGGUGCCGGAGAUCUUCCUGCCGUCGGAGGACGAGUGUGGCGACGUGCUGGUGAUGAGGAAGAACUGGUCCGCCACGUCCAUCACCACCUACGAGACGUGUCAGACGUACGAGCGGCCCAUCGCCUUCACCGCGCGCUCCCGGCGCCUCUGGAUCAACUUCAAGUCCAACGAGGCCAACAGCGCCCGAGGCUUUCAGAUCCCCUACGUCACGUACGACGAGGACUACGAGCAGCUGGUGGAGGACAUCGUGCGAGAUGGGAGACUCUACGCUUCGGAAAACCACCAAGAAAUCCUCAAGGAUAAAAAACUGAUUAAGACUCUGUUCGACGUGCUCGCUCACCCCAACAACUACUUCAAGUACACCACUCGGGAGUCCAACGAGAUGCUGCCUCGCUCCUUCAUCCGCCUCAUCAGCAGCAAAGUCUCCGCGUUCCUGCGGCCGUACAAGUAAAAAGGUCGCGUCGGACCGUGACCUCCCCCCUCCCCGCCUCCUCCCCCCCGACAUCCCCCUCCGCCUCGCAGGCCGCGUCCCGCAACUCUCACAGGGCUUAUUAAAAAAGAAACAUAAAAACACACCACCACGUUUACCCUCCCUCUCUUAUUUUCCAUAGGCUUUGACAGUAAACACUAUGCAGACCUGAAGAGAAAAGAAAAAAAAAUAGCGAACAUGGUUUGUGUUUGCAGGUUUUGCAGGUCUGCAGUGCCGAGCUCGAACACGCAGUGGGGACGCAGAGCGAGCGAGCGCGGGUUGGGUUUCUCUCGUGUUGUGAAACCACAAAGAAAGAAA